Messenger RNA from Protopterus annectens (West African lungfish), 842 nucleotides. It is a transcript of the gene DTYMK, whose product is annotated as deoxythymidylate kinase. Gene Ontology annotation, biological process: dTTP biosynthetic process; dTDP biosynthetic process; dUDP biosynthetic process. The coding region runs from base 168 to 809 and encodes 213 amino acids. NCBI's taxonomy places the organism in Eukaryota, Metazoa, Chordata, Ceratodontiformes, Protopteridae. Gene Ontology annotation, cellular component: mitochondrion; cytosol; nucleus. The record is from RefSeq and is a predicted model, not a curated record. Gene Ontology annotation, molecular function: dTMP kinase activity; ATP binding. The transcript is spliced from 5 exons.
CAACUUUAACAACAUUAUUAAAACAAUCUACCACUCAGACAGCCAGAUAAGAUACCAGCUCUAAUUAUAUCGCCACUGUAUUCACUUUUUAGUUUUACGUGACAGUUACGUCGAACUACGCCUGCCUCUUUCAUAGGUUAUUUUGUAAGUCCCGGCGUGAGGAUAUUAUGGCUGCGGCGCGGCGAGGCGCUUUAAUUGUUAUAGAAGGAGUUGAUCGGGUAGGUAAAACCACCCAGUGCCAGCGUUUGGUGGAUGCUUUGCGGAAGGAUGGCCGUCAGGCUGAAAUUUUGAGAUUCCCUGACAGGACAACGGCAAUUGGUCAGCUCAUUAACGCAUACCUGGAGAACAAAAGUAGCUUGGAAGAUCAUACAGUGCACCUGCUUUUCUCUGCUAACCGAUGGGAACAAGUGCCACUGAUCAAACAGAAAUUAAACUCUGGAAUUACUUUGGUCGUAGAUAGGUAUGCCUUUUCUGGCGUUGCUUUCACAAGUGCAAAGGAAGGCUUUACCUUAGACUGGUGCAGGCAGCCGGAUGUAGGACUUCCAAAGCCUGAUGUAAUCUUCUUUCUACAGCUAGAUCCAGCUGAUGCAGCUAAACGUGGAGAUUAUGGAAAUGAGCGUUAUGAGAACAGUCCUUUUCAGAAGGUGGUUUUGAGUCGGUUCAAAGAUCUAAUGGAGGAUAAAGAUUUAAACUGGAAGGUGAUUGAUGCCUCCAAGAGCAUUGAAGAAUUGCACAGUGAGAUCAAGAGAGACAGUGAUAAUGUGUUGAACAAGGUUCAAACUAUGGCAAUUGGGGAACUCUGGAAGUAAAUUUAUAUUUAAUAAACACAUAACUAAAAUAUU